AUGUUUCAUUUAAUUAUAUAUACAGAAGAAAAUGCAAAUAAAAUAGAAAAAUUUUUAACGUUAUUUGAAAAUUUAUAUGAUUGUAGUGGAAGUAAAAUUCCAAAAAAAUGUAAUGAUAAGAAUAAUUUCGAAAAUUAUGAUUGUAAAGAUAAUUCUUUAUUAAAAGAAAAAAUAGAAGAUAAAAAAUUAAAAGAAAAAGAAUUAAUAGAUUAUAAAUAUGAAUUAUGUAUAAGAAAAUAUAAAAUACAAUAUUAUACAUGUAAUUUUUUACAAUUAUAUAUAAAUAAUGAAAAUAAUUUUGAUUUAUAUCUGAUUGAUGAAGAUGAAACACCAAGUUUAAAUGAUAACCUUUCAGAUAAUAAAAAUAUUAAAUUAAAGAAAAAUGAAGAAAAAAGAAUAGAAGAAAAAAAAGAUAAGGAAAAUGAAGAAGAUUCUAUAUCAUCUCUAGAUAAAAAAUUCAUUGAUGUUAAUCUUCCUUUGCAAAGAUCACACAUUUUAUUUAUUCUAUCAUUUCCAAUAGAUUUUUCUUUUUAUGAUUUUUUUUCAUUAAUACAUGAAUAUAUUGAUUUUAUUGUUUUUGUAAAAAUUUUUGAUGUUAAAAGUAAUUUUAAUUUUUUAAAGAAAAAAUGUUAUUCGAAAAAUAGUUUUUCAAAAGUUCAAAAAAAAUAUGUUGAUAAAUAUAAAAAUAAAAAAAAUAAUGAAAAGGUUAAGGAAGAAAAAGAACAUAUUUAUAAAAAUUAUAUUCACAAAAAUUCAAAUGAAUUUUUAAAUAAACCAAAAAAAUCUUUAAAAAAAGAACAAAAGAACAAAAACAUACAAUAUUCAAAUGAAUUACUGGAAAAUUUGAGUGAUAACAACAAACAAAAAAUUCAGAAUGAUGAUAAUAUAAUUAAAAAUCAAAUAAAUAAACAAAAUAAAUGUACAUUUAAUGAUAAAGAUUGUGGAAAAAAUAAUGAAAUUAAAAAAAGCAAAAAAAUAGAAAAUAACGAAUAUUGUGAAGAAAAAAAUACAAAGGAACUUAUAAAAAAUAUUAACAAAAAAGAAAAAAAGAAAAAAAAUUACAAUAACAGAUUAUUUUGUACAUGUGAAGAUAAUGAAGUGGAUUAUAAAGAAAAAAAUUUUAAAAAUGAAAAUGAUAAAUAUAGCAUAUAUGAUAAGAAGAAUAUUGGGAUAUCGUUAAACAUAGAUAGUAGAAAUAAUAGUGAUGAGAUAAGAUAUGAUUAUAUAAUAAGUAGUAGUUCAAGUUUAUACUCAGAUUACUACAGUUGUGAUUUAUUAAAUAAGGAUGAUAAUGAAUUAAUAACUAAUAACAUUUUAAAAAAAAAAAAGUUUUUAAGUAGUGGAAUUAAAUUUAAAAAAAAAAAAAAAAAAUCUUCUAAUAGCAGUAAUUCUAAUUCAUUAUAUGUAGAUAAAAAAAAAAAAAAUGAUUUAAAUAAAUAUCUUUCUUCCCUUUUAUGUAAAGAUGAACUUUUGUUAUCAUACCAGAAAAUAUAUAAUAUGUUAAAAAAAAACUUAAAAAAAAAAAAAAAAAUAGAAUGUUAUUCUGUAUUAAUAAUUUUUAAAACACAAAUACAUGCUGAUAUGUUUUAUAAAAAAUUCCAUUGUAAAAGUAUAGAUUUUUUAAUGAAAUCAAAAUUUUUUGAACAUAAUAGUUAUACUGUUUAUGAAAAUUGGCAUAUAUAUUGUGUAUUUGUGAAUUUAAUAUAUUAUAUAGUUGAUCAUAAGAUAAAAAAAGAAGAAAAAAAUUUGAGUUGUAAUAUAAAUAAAAUAACAGAGAUAGGAGAAUCAGAUAAUUUACAAAUAAAAAAAAAUAAUAAUAAAUUAGAUAAUAAUAACAACAAAUAUAAAAAAGAUUACAAAAAUAAUUCUAAGAAAAAUAAUUUACAUGAAUAUAACUUAAAUGAAAACAAUUUACAUAAUAAUAUAAAUGAAAAUAUUUUAAAAAAAAAUAUUUUAAACGAAAAUAUUAAAAGUAAAGAUAUUUUAAGUGAACAAAGUAAAAAUGAAAAACAUUUAAAUGAAAAAAAAAUAGAUGAAAAUACUUUAAUAAAAAACAAUGUAACUGAAAAUAAUUUGAGAGAAUAUAAUGUAGCAAAAAAAAAAUAUUCUUUGAACAUUUUUGAUAUAAAUAAUUAUGAAAAUUUUUUAAGAAAUAUUAUAAUAGAUUCAAAUAUAUGUAUAUCUGUAUGUUUAAUGUGUAUAGAAUUAUUAGAUAACGAAGUAUAUUUUAUUUUAACUAGAAAUAAGAAAUGGAAUAAUUUAAAAAAAAGAAAAAAUUAUUCUGAUUAUAUUAAUUUAUCCUGUAAUAUUUGUACGUUAAUAUAUUUUUAUGAUAUUAUAUCAAAAGUACUUAAUAGUUCUUUUUAUGAUAAUUUAAGAAAAAAGUUAAGUAAGGAGGAGUUAAUUAAAGUGUUAGAAAAUUAUUUAUUAAAAGAUGAUGUAAAAAAAUUCGAAGAAGAUAAAUAUUUAGAAAAAGAAAACGAGAAAGAAAAAAAAGAUACAGAUGAAAAAAGUGAUCUAUAUUAUUAUAUAGAAAAAAAUACAAUUAAUAAAAAGUACUUUUUAAAAAAAAGAGACAGAAUGAUUUUAAAUAUUUUAAAAUUGAAUGAAAUAAUCAAUAUGUUAAAAUGCAAAUAUUGUGAUAAUACUGAUGAUAUUUGGUUAUGCUUAAUUUGUUCUAAUAUUGGAUGUAGCAGAUAUCAAAAAGGUCAUGCUAAAGUGCAUAGUUCAAAAUAUAAUCACAAUUAUUGUAUAAAUUUAAAAACAAAAAAGAUAUGGAAUUAUUUACAAGAUACUUUUAUAAAAGAAAAGAUGGAUAAACAAAGUGAGGAAAGCAAAUUUGAGAAUUCUGAUUUUUCUUUUGAUUACUAUUAUUCUCAGAAUUACUCAAAUAGAGAUAUGAAAAAUAACAACAUAAUGUAUUAUGAUAAUGAAGAAAAUUUUACAGAAAUGCAAAUUUUUGACGAUGAUUUGUACGAAUAUAACAGUCACAUUUACAAUAAAAUAUUUGAUAUAUUUACAAAUGAUAUUUACAUUAAUGAUAAUUUAAAAAACGAACUUUUAUAUAUUUUAUAUUCUCAAUUGUCUCAUGAAUCAAAUAUUUAUAAUAAUAUAUUAAUUGAUAUACAAUACAAAUAUUUAAAUAAAUUAGAAUCAAAAAAAAAAAUAAUAAAAAAUGUUCAUGAAAAAAUAAAUGAAAUUAUAAAUCAAAAUAAGAAACUUGAAAAUUUUAUAGAUGAUAUUGAAAAUGCAAUCAAAAUAAAAAAUAAUGAAAAGACAGCAAUACAAGAUAAAAUUAAAUUUUACAGAGAUUUAAACAAUAAUAUAAUCACUCAAAAAAAAUUAGAAAAAACUAAAAUAAUUAGUAUUGAAGAUGAAAAUGAUAAUAAAAAAAUAAAAAGGUUAAACGAAACAAUAAAAAAUCUACAAUCUCAAGUUGAUGAUUUAUUAAUAAAUCUAUAA
Plasmodium gallinaceum is the source of this 3462-nucleotide messenger RNA. Its product is annotated as ubiquitin carboxyl-terminal hydrolase, putative. The record is from RefSeq and is a predicted model, not a curated record. Lineage: Eukaryota; Apicomplexa; Aconoidasida; Haemosporida; Plasmodiidae. Bases 1 to 3462 code for a protein of 1153 amino acids. Gene Ontology annotation, molecular function: zinc ion binding; ubiquitin protein ligase activity. Gene Ontology annotation, cellular component: cytoplasm. Gene Ontology annotation, biological process: protein ubiquitination; Ras protein signal transduction. The transcript has a single exon.